Messenger RNA from Seminavis robusta, 1359 nucleotides. NCBI's taxonomy places the organism in Eukaryota, Bacillariophyta, Bacillariophyceae, Naviculales, Naviculaceae. The record is from the annotation of a GenBank genome assembly.
AUGAAUAACUACAAGAAAAGGAACUACGGUGGUUCCAGCACAGGUUGGUCAAAGAACAAGGCGACCGUAAGUUCUUCUGUGAGCACUUAUGACGGUCUAGACGUUGUCUACAAGCUCACCAAGGGCAACAGUGACACGGAGCCUUCUGCUCAGGAAGAGCCUUCCAAGAAACAAGUCUAUUCAAUUUUCGCCCCCAAGAAGAAACCCAGCAACACAAGCAGCAACAAGUCUAAAAGCAAGUUUGAAGACAUGUACCGCAAUGCAUUCAAGGGCAAACGCAACGUCAAUCUCUACAUUUCAGGCCAACAAGUGAUUUGGGAGUUUUCCUUUGAUCGGACCAUCAUGGCUGCUAUUAAGGAAUACGUCCCCAACCGUUCCUUUGAUGGCACCAUCAAGAAAUGGGUUAAUCCUGUCGAAUCGCUACCGGAAGCCAUUGAACUCUACGAGUUUAUGGGUCGAAGUCCUGAUGAAGAACUCCUCGAACGAAGCAACCAAGUGACCCAAGCCCGCAAGACGGCAGUCGAUCCUCGCGAAGUGAUUACACUCAUGGUUCGUCCAGAGGACACAGCUACAAACGCAACCUGGCCAUUUGGAUCCGUUCAUGUCCAGUUUUUGUUUGACGCCAAGAUUGUGUCGUCCAUCAAGUUAUUGCCUCCCUCCCAGAGACAGUUUGAUCCAAUGACCAAGCACUGGCCCAUUGACUUGCUGGCUUUGCCAUAUUUGCUAGAAGUUUUGUUGCCAUUGGAAUAUCGACCCAGCAAGGAGCUUUCUGCCUUGUGCGGAAAAUGCAAAGAGAUUUCCGGCAUUAUCAAUACACAAGCUAGCAACGCUUAUGCAGAAGAUAAUGACGAAAACCGGGAUGGAGAUGAUAGUGGAAGUUCUGGUGAACAAGAUUCCGACAUCACCACACAAGCCAAACUCAGCAUCAACCGAGACAACUGCGGCUACUCGAAACGCCCCAAGUUGACAGUGGCACAAGAAGUAUGGUCUCUCAAAAAGAAGGAAGGCACCAUGUUGGAAGACGAGUUUGACUAUGACAUUCUUGCCUCUCGAGUGCUAUCUCGUCGAGCCAAAGCCGAAGGAUGCGAUUGCGGUGAACCGUGGAGGCUUUCGGGUGGCAAACACAUCUGCCGCUUCUUCGGGACGUUUGACUGCGACAACUGCGGGCAUUCAUGGACCAGUGCCUAUACUUGGAAGGGUGAGAGGCAAGCCUGUCGCCGCUGCGAGGAGGAGAGUUAUCCCGCCAAAACGGAGCGCUUGCAAAGCGGUAUUGGUACUAAUGGAGGAGGUCUUGGCCAGCACGACAGCUCCCGCUGUUCUCGCUGCCAAAAGCUGGGCUACAACUGCAGUGGCUACUGA